This is a messenger RNA of Penicillium manginii, 1428 nucleotides long. RefSeq names its product cytochrome P450. The transcript is spliced from 5 exons. Lineage: Eukaryota; Fungi; Ascomycota; Eurotiomycetes; Eurotiales; Aspergillaceae. The coding region runs from base 1 to 1428 and encodes 475 amino acids. Gene Ontology annotation, molecular function: iron ion binding; oxidoreductase activity, acting on paired donors, with incorporation or reduction of molecular oxygen, reduced flavin or flavoprotein as one donor, and incorporation of one atom of oxygen; heme binding. The record is from RefSeq and is a predicted model, not a curated record.
AUGGCAUCUUCACUUCUGAUGGGAAGCGCUGGGAAUACUCGCGGCAGCUACUGCGGCCACAUUUUACACGCAGCGAGGUAUCAGCCCAUUGAAUCCGAUAUCGUCUGGUUCGAUGAGCACGUGAAGCGCUUCACCGGGGCUCUUCCUCCAGACGGAGAGGCCUUCGAUGCCCAGAAACUGUUCUUCCGUCUAGCUCUAGAUGCCACAACUGACUUUCUCUUUGAUGAGUCUAUUAACUCUCUUUCCUCGGCGUCAUCCAAUCAGACUGGAGUUGCCGAGUCCUCUUACGAAGGCCGACAAGGUUUUGCCGAAGCGUUUGACUACGCACAAUACGUGCUCUUCCAGCGUACAAUCGCCCUCCACCUUUACUGGUUGAUCAACCCACCCAAAUUCCGACAGGCAAAUGAAACUGUUCAUCGGUUUGUUGACUACUAUGUUGAAAAAGCGCUUCGACAAACGGACCAGGAGAAAGGAGACACCCGGCUACGACAUUGUUUCCUCCACGCUUUAGCCCUUCAAUCCCGAGAUGCGAAGGUACUAAGAGAUCAGAUGGUCAAUGUUCUUCUAGCUAGUCGAGAUGACACCGCCAGUCUCCUUAGCUCCAUCUUCUAUUUCCUCGCGCGAAACCAGGAGACCUGGGAGAAACUCAAAGCCGAAGUACGGGAGACGGCAAAUUCAGGCCCAGUCACGCUGACAAAAAUCCAUGCCUUACCAUAUAUCCGCGCUGUCAUCAACGAAGCCUUGAGACUAUUCCCCCCGGUGCCAAUUAACGCCCGAGUGGCCAAUAAAAACACUACCAUCCCCAUAGGAGGUGGGUCGGAUGGCCGAUCGCCCGUAUAUAUCAAGGAAGGCCAGACUGUGGGGUACUCAGUGUGGUCUGUACAUCGCCGAACGGAUAUAUGGGGGCCAGACGCUGAGAUCUUCCGUCCGGAACGGUGGGAAAAAAGUAAACAGAACGCCUGGGAGUUCCUGCCUUUCAACGGGGGCCCUCGUGCUUGUCUUGGACAGCAAUUUGCCACAAUCCAGGCCAGCCACCUGGUGUUUCGAAUUGCGCUGGAGUUUGAGUCUCUGGACAACGCGGAUCCCGAGAUUGAGAUAAUAAAGGAGUAUCUCUCACCUGGUGAAGCUGCCAUGCUUGAUCAGAGCCGUCUAUCUACGCCAUCGCUUGAAUUCCUUGAGCCGAUUAGUGACGAUGAGGAGGAAGGAAUUGAAGGAUACCAGGAAGAGUUACAAGAGGAUGAACCGGACCAUGAUAGAGAUGAGCUGGUUAUCUCUCAUUCCUUGAAGCGACGUGUAGAUGUUUCAGAUCUAGAUGAUGGUCUCCUGCAAGAAGAAACAUCAUUAGAUGGUACACAGGCACGGACCGGCAGUGGGAGGAUUCGGAAGAAACCGCGGCUCCUAGAUGGAUUUGAGAUUGGCAAGCCAUAA